Molecule: messenger RNA, 396 nt
Organism: Acytostelium subglobosum LB1
Lineage: Eukaryota; Evosea; Eumycetozoa; Acytosteliales; Acytosteliaceae
Exons: 1
Coding region: 1-396 (131 amino acids)
Source: RefSeq, a predicted model, not a curated record
AUGACACACCAGCAAGAGUGGAUACAGACCGACCAACGAAGAAGAGGAUGGCUCCGUCCGUCCUCCACAAAGAGAACGCAGCAGGCGAAUGACAAGAAGUGUCGGUUGACAACCAAGUCCAACACACCAGAGACAACCUCCACCUGUAGAUCAAAGAGCAGCGUUAGUGAACUGAAGCAGCAUCAGUCAGCAACCAAAAGAAAGGCAUCAUUGCCAUCAACGACAACAACAAUAACAACAACUGCUACACAGAACCAGAAGCCCAAGACAACGACCACAACGACAACUGCUGCUGCACAGACCAAGAAGCACAAGACAUCAGCGACAACAACAACAACUGCUGCUAAGACCAAGAAGCACAAGACAACAACCACAUCUUCACAACAACACAACUAG